UGUUCUCCCGGCAGCCUUCAUGACCAUGGUGCUGAUCUUCCUGCACACCUUCUGGGGCAUCCUCUUUUUCCACGGCUGUGAAAACCGGCACUGGUGGGAGAUCGUAGCCGUCGUUGUCAUGCACCUGGCCGUUUCAGGGUCGACAUUUUGCAACCCGCUGUAUGUAGGCAGCCUGGUGCCCUCCUACGUGCUGAUGGCCAUUGCUGCUGUCUGGGCAUAUAUGCUGUCAGGGGGCUCUGUCCAGAACCUGCGCCGCUUCCUGCUCUGUGCACAGAGUGGAGCUAGCCCCCAGCCAGCAUCCUGAGGCCCUGCAGACGUUCCCAUCCCCAGCUGCCCCUGCCCUCCCCUGUCAGCAGCAAGGUUGGCCGUCGCCUUUUCUGCAAUACAUUUUCUCCUGGAACGGGGGACGCUGCCAUCCGGCUGCAGCAGCGGUGCUGUGACCGGCUUGCUCUUCUGCCCCUCUGGGGACAACUCAGUCUGGGGGACUCAACUCUGUUGGCCCUGAGCUAUCACCUGGGAAGGGUACUUCCUUGGACUGCCGGUGACCCAAGCCCAGGAAGCCCCCUCACUUUUCCCCCUGGUGCAGAAGAUGCUCUGCAGUCCCCUGUGCCUACAAGGGACACAACGUCUCCUCCUCUCCUGGGGAGUGGCUUUGUGAGGUGCUGCUGGGGCCAGGACUGAAUGCUGUGGUGCUAUUUUCUCCAUCUCAACUUGCUGCACUGGGAGAUGCACCCCCAGCACUGAACUGUAGUGAGCAUCCCAGGGUGGGCAGAUGGGGGUUGGCAUGGCAAGGUUAGGGGAUGAUGUGGAGGAACAGGGGCAGAACGCAUCCACCAUUGUUGGUGGACAUGCAGCCAAGGGCUUGGGGUGAGCAGUGGGCUGCAGUUGGUGCUGGCACCGCCUGGGGAGGGGGGCUUGGGGCUGUUCUGGGGAUCACUGCCCUCUCCCUGAGUCAAAAGGGGAUUUUAAGGCAGGUACCUCCCUGUUAACCUGCUACAGGACAGGGAGGACUGCCAAUGGGCUCAGGGCUGAGAGGCGGUUUUGUCCACAGUGGGCUUUUGUACCAAUAAAACAAGUACCAGAGGUGAGCAGAA
Meleagris gallopavo (turkey) is the source of this 1094-nucleotide messenger RNA. Lineage: Eukaryota; Metazoa; Chordata; Aves; Galliformes; Phasianidae. The record is from RefSeq and is a predicted model, not a curated record.